CUCGGCAAUAAGUGAGAAUGGACUCGACCGGCGCACUUUUUCGUUCCCCACUUGCUAGUACAUGAAGGAACAGAAACGGCUAAACGUUGGUUAACAGCUGUGUUGCACGUAGGACGCCGAUUUUGUGAGCGGUAUAGUUCCGGUCGAUUCUCGAUUUUGACAUAGAAGCACUAGCUUUUCGUCGAUUUACAUGUGAACGGGAUUUAUUAGUAUUGCAACCUUAAACUAUAUAGAAACGGAUUUGUUUUGUUCAGUUCGCAUGUUCAUUCUUCGUUGUGUUUCUACUGAAUAGUGUUCUUGCACGUGUUAAUCUGAUCAAUAAAAUAUUACACAAUAAUAAUUCUGAAGAAAUGUGUGUGAUUUUACUAUUAAAAAUGGCUGCCAAUUGAAGAUUAUUGCUUUAUAAAGACAAUGAGUAUUAAAAAAUAUGGACUUACUUCACCGGCCGGAAAAAGCCGGUAGCACAAAAUGGACGCUGUUAUUUCUUUUAAUUGCGGGGAUAUCAGCGACUCACACACGUCACGGAGAUGGCUUCCUGAGUCAACGUUUUACAAGAACAAUUCCAUCGGCAAACUGUCGUCUUGUGAGAACGAAUACAUUACAAUGUCGCAACAGGACUAUGGAAAAUUUGUUUAUAGGAACGGAUGUUGUUUAUUUGGAUUUGGAGUAUGUGAUCGGUGGGAGUUUGGACGUAAAAAAUAUCCGACAUUUGCGAUGGGUUUUCAGCUCCUUAACCGUUAUCAACGACGUGGUUAUUAAUCCUGAAAAUCUCAUAACUCUAGAUUUGUCUUUCAAUAAUAUAACAGUUUUGAAAAACUACCAAUUCGAUAAUUACACCCAUUUAACUCGAGCAAACUUAUCUCACAAUAUUAUCGAUCAUCUUCCCAGAGAUGUCUUCAAAUCCCACAUCAAAUUGGAAGUGUUGUGUCUCUCCCACAACAACCUCAAAGCAAUACCUUUCCAAGCUUUCUCUUUUAUUGAAAGCUUAAAAGAAUUAGAUUUAUCUCACAAUAAACUCGUCACGUUCUUGGAUCAUUUUUUCAAAUUCAACAAAUACAUCGAAGUACUGUUACUCAACAACAACAAUCUUACGAAAAUCACUUCUAAUAGCUUCGCUGAUUUAACUGAUCUCAAAAGACUCGAUUUAUCUCACAAUUCUUUAACAUUUAUCUCGAGAGGCUUGUUCGAUUCGCUUUCUCAUUUACAGUACUUAAAUUUGGCGAGCAAUCCACUGAUGAAUAUGGCUAGUGGCACAUUUAGGGGGUUAAGUAAUUUGAGAAUAUUGAAUUUGAGCGAUAAUAGAUUAACCCAAUUGACGUUCGGUCUAUUGCAUUUUAGUCCGCUUUUAUCUUCUCUUAGUAUAGAUAAUACUUUGAUCGAAGUGAUACACAACACGGAAUUACUGGGUGUACCUAAAUUGAAUAUACUGACUUUGAAAAGAAAUAAAAAACUUAAAUUCAUAGAAACCUACGUUUUUGCUGAUACGCCUGUUCUAAGCGAAUUAGACAUUAGUGGCUGCAAUUUGACGUUUCUUCCGCAAUCUAUUGCGAAUUUAACUUAUUUAACUAAAUUGAAUAUUAGUGACAAUCCAUGGGCUUGCGAUUGUCGAAUGUUUUGGUUUGCUCGAUGGGCAGCCAUAAAAAAAGGCAACGUACUCAUGUCUGAUUUAACUUGUGGUCCUGACGCUUAUCCGGACGAUAUGUUGCCUACAUUGGACCAUUUAAACUGCACAUCUCCUACAAUAAUACAUAAGACUCCAACCAGACUGUAUAGACUAAAAUCAGACGCCUUACUGGAGUGUAGGUACGCAGCAAAUCCUCCCCCUUCUAUAACUUGGGUUACACCUAGAAGGGAAGUAUAUCAUUGGAAUCCGGAUCCAAGUAUUCCGGAUACGUUUUAUAAGCACCCUCACGCUCACGAUCAAUUGAUGACUCCUUUAAGAAUCAUUCCACCCCGAAUCCAGGUACUCGAUAACGGCACCCUUUGGAUUAAAAAUGUCACCAGAGAAGACUGCGGACGAUAUACAUGUUAUGCCAGUAAUCCUAUCGCCAAUCAAACAGACGAUGUACUGCUCCACAUCGACCCCGCUGAUUGGAACCGAGUACGUGUUAUCUCGUUGAUUGUUGGUACGCAAAGUGCCGGAGGAUUUCUUGGAUUGACCUUAUUUAUACAGUUCCUAAGAUAUUUAAUGAAUAAGUUUGGUGUUUUCAAUAACUUUUGCAGUUUUUGUAAACGGGAUAAAGUAUCCCCAAGAGCUCGACAGAUAUAUGCCAUGCUCGAUAAUAUCGAACAGUACAAGAGCCAACAGCUUGAGAAACUUAGAGAAAAUUAUGCACUGCAGGUAACGAGAAUCAAAGACAAUUGCGCUCAACAAAUGGAAUGGAUACAAAACAGCUACCAAUCUCAAGCAAAACAUUUGAAAGACUUUAGAGAUAUCGGUACCGCACACCUGACCACCUUGAGAGAUCAAUAUUGCGAUCAGGUGAAAAAGGUGCGAGAUUACUCAACAGGUCAACUUAAUUGGGUCCGAGAAAACUACGUCUUCCAGAGGAACAAAAUUCGUAAAUUCAGUUCACAUAAAGUGUUGCAGUUAAGAGAAACUUACAAGUACCAACAACAGACCCUUAACAAAGUAUUGGAGAACUUGCCCAGUUUGUAUUUUGAGAAUUGUAGAGCUGGAACUUGUGGUCGCGCCGAAUCUCUAGUAUUUGAUCCUCAAGAAGCUGAGAGCAUAGACUGCUAUAUAAAGAGCAAAAUAGAAAAACUUGCUAAUUUAGAUGCCAGCACUACAGAUCUAACUCAAAGUAGAAUGUCAUUGUAUUACACACCUUCAGAAAGGUCAUCUGUUCACAAAUCUCCUACUGAAAUAUCACCAUCAAUUUACAUCAAUUACAUAGAAGAUCCGCCUAGAGGUUUUCUCAUGAUGGAAGAGCCCACCACGUCUGGAUACAGAAAAAUCGGUUUCGUUGAAAGUGUUUUAUCGGAUCACAGUUGUGACGAUUUACUUCAAAGAGAACUAAAGGAAUCUGAAAUAGUAUCGAAUCCUAAUUUACCAAGCACAUCGGGUUUAGCUCCACCGAUAAAUCAAACAAUACAACACGAAACAUCUUUAUAGAGAAUUCAACAUAAUAAUAAAUUUGUAAAGUUUACUGGAGAAUAAAACAUUCUACUUAAGAUAAUGAAUUAAAUUUAAAAUUGUUGAUAAUAGUUACAGCGAUUUAAUAAUCCCAAUCCAAAAAACGAUUGACAAGCCGAAAAAUGACGUGUUUAUUGUAGCAGCAAAUUUUACUCGUUUUCAUUUCUCUAUCUGAAAAAAUUUCUGUGAUACGAGCCGCAGUUGUUGUGUAUAAACUGCCUGACUUAGUGCCAAUCUAGAAGCUGUUGAGCUGGACUAAUUUUCUUUCAGAAUUUUAAACGAAUUGCCAAAAGACUUAUUUUAAUUGUAAAGUGCAAGUGAUGUUAAUUUUCAUGUUAGUGUAAGUAAGUUAAUUAUUAUUACUAGUCAUAUUUUUUGGUAAGACUGAAUGUUUUCCUUUAACAGGACAUGUAGGUAUUUCAGGAAUUCUAUAUUACUGUGAUUGGUACCCUACUUUGUCUUUAACAACGAUUAUCAUUUUUUUAUUUAAAUUUUCAAUUUUUUUCAUUACAUGUAGUUGUUGCAUUUAAAUUGUAUGUAGGUAAUGGUUUUCAAUCUUCAAAUUUAUACUAAUCUUAUUAGAAAUAAUUAAGAAUCAUAUCUAUAUGUUUUCAUUUGCCAAACCUACUGACAUUAGGACACUAAUUUAGUCAAUUUGUCUGUCCAUCUUCUUGGAUAUUGGUAAUCAGUUGGAACUUUUAAAUGAGCAAAAUAUAAUCACACAACCACAGCGGUCCUUAUUAGCUUCAAAUAAUCUAACUAUUCAACGUCGAUUUUGGAAAUGCUUUGUUCUAUCAUCUAUUCACUAUUUCACAGGAAGAUGGGACAAAAUGUUUUCAUCACUUUACUGUUUCCCUUGGCCCACAGUAAAUUCAAAGUUUAUCAAAAAAAUAUUAAAAUAUGUAUUGAUGAGUUAUACAAACCAAAUCAAUUUAAAAUAGAAAAUUUUUGCAUUAUUUAUGUAAAUAAUAACGUUAUUUAGUGUUUCAUUAUGAAACUUUCAUGAGAUAAAUACUUGCUGAACUGUCAAAUGCAUAUUGUUUUUUCUAAUAUGUGCAUGUGAAAAUAAUUACUAUUUAAUUAUCAAAUAGAACUUUUCAUUUUAUUUAAUAACUGUAUAUCAGUACACACAAAGAAAUAUGGCCUUGUAUAGAAGUAUAUCUCACAAUAUUUUAUAUGGAACUGCGACUCAAAAUUAUUAGGCAUUAUAUAAGGAAAAUAAUAAUUCAAUUAAGUGAAUUGCCACAGGAAAAAAAUAUUCUUCAAUAGAACACUGGAGACUUCAGCUACUUCAAUAUCAAUAAAUUUAUGUUGGGGGUCAAUAUAUGAAACACUCAAAUUUCAAACAUAUUCUCAUUUCUCUCUCAUUUCUAAUAAGAUUGGUGCUGGGGUCCUUUUGGCAUGCUUAGUAGAAUCAAAAGCUACCCUUAUAGGAAACACUUACUGGCAAGAGGUUUAUAGUAUUUUUUUCAUCAUUAAGACUAAUUUUGAUAAUGUCAUUUUAAUUUAAUAUGAAAUUAAUCAUAAAAAUAGUUGAUGAGUUGAUGAUGUAGUCUUGAAAGUAAAAAAUUAAAUAGUCCUCUAGAAUAGGAAUAUAAAAUUUUGUAUUAUUAUUAAAAAUGGGGAGGAUUUGUUGGCCUAAUUGCCUAGGUAAUCCUUUUGCAGUCCCCUUGGUAGCCCAUGUAGAUUCUCUAGAAUUGGAGAACUCUCCGGCCGUCACAAAUUUUGAAGCAAAAUUUUCUUUCUCCAUUCCACAGAUCGGAUUCCUUGUCUGUAUUAGAUCUCUAAAAUCGGCUUCCAUGUGCCUACUAGAGUCUUUGGGUUCUUUUUUCCUACUAUCAGUAUUUCCGACACUCAGUCUGAGAGGUUCUCGUCACUUAUAAAGGUUUUGGCCUAUCUACAACCAAAUUACUGAAGCCACGCAUCUUUGCUUUUUUCCUUUCCUAUAGUUUAAGGUGUUCCGUAAUGUACGAGUAGAUGAUUUCCACUGCAGGUUCGGAUCUCAUGAGUGAUUGAGUAGCUCCAAAAUUUACCGGGUCAUCAGUAACUUGACCGCCCUUUAGUUUUCCUGCUCAUUCAGUGCCUUUCACAAACAGCUUUGAUUCUGUGGUCAUGCUUUACAGUAGUUCCGUUUCAUUGUUUGUACAAAUAAGGACAUUAAUAUGGUUAUUAUCGUGAGCUGCAACCUGGUCCGAUAAGGAUGGCCACCAGUUCGGUCUGCUUAUUAGAAACGUAUCUUCCUAGGGAAAAGAUGUGUCCUCCAUGCUUGUGUAAUUCUGGUCCAUCCAGCUCGCGCUUUUUUUUAUCCAUCCGAGUAGUUGGUGUUAAUAUCUGAAGGCAAGUUGGCCUUAUUUUGAUCUUAUAUCCCCUUACCCCCAAAGACCAAAAUGAUUAGCUCGGUAUUCCACAAUAGUCGUGGAACCUUGGUUUCGCGUGAUACAUUAAGUUUGAAAAAUAUGUAUAUUCAUUGGGUUCACACAAGCCAAAAUGGAGGACUGCCGUGCAGGUUCGCCGCUACCAUCCUGAAUUCAACCAGAGUUUGCGUUCUGGGUUUCGGAUUUGAUUAGGAUGCGAUUCAUACGUGCGCUAAUGAAACUGGGUAUAUAAAUAGUUAAAUAAAUUUACAUUAUUAUGUUAUGUAAAACACAAGAACCAAAAAAACAUUCACCAACAAAUAAUUUAAAUAUGAGUUUAAAGAUUGUAUUUUUUCCUGAAAAGUCUCAAACUUUCGUCAUUUGGGAUAUGAUCAUCAAAGCAGUGUUCAGAAAUAACAAACAACUUGAACAAUCCAUCUGGAGGUUUUCAACAUUCAACCACUCCAGCUCAUCCUUUUAUCAGAAUUACUCUUUUUGUUUGAAGAAGAAGAUGGUUUGGAACAUGUGGAAAUAAGCAUCCAUGAUAAUGGAUCCAAGUUCCAAAGAGACUUUGCUAAUUUGUUAAUCAUUCCAUCUCAGUAAUUGGAUUAAAUUCUGAUAACUGAGAAUUUCGAGAGUGUCGAUGAUUUUUCAUAUCAUAUAACUUCUAUAUACCUAUUUUCUAUUCGCAUUCAAAUACCUAUAGGUUGACAAGUUGUGUGGUAAAAUAAUCAAUAAGUUUGUGGGUACGGGUAUUUAAACGAGGCAAAAAAGUCGAUUGUGAAAAAAUUAGUUUAUGCUUCCAAAAAAAAUAUAUACCCUAAACGAUAGAAUAUAGGAAUAAUAUGUUAUCAUUAUUUCGUAAGUAUAAGAAGGGUAUCAUAAUCCUUGUUUAUCAAUUACAUAGAAAACGCGUAAUGUGUAGAAAAUAACACUUUUCUCAAUGUACAUUUUUAUAUAAUGCAGCACCCCACCGACAUGUAUGAAUAUUUCUAUCAACACAACUAUAGAUAGAUGAAAAUUUUUAAAUAAAAAUAAUAACUAAACUAUUUUUUAUUGAAUAUCUAUGAUUUAUAAGAUCGAGAACUGUUAAAUAGUGUCAUUUAAUAAAAAUGUAUUGAAUCAAA
This is a messenger RNA of Diorhabda sublineata, 6617 nucleotides long. RefSeq lists its product as uncharacterized. Gene Ontology annotation, molecular function: protein binding. Bases 428 to 3115 code for a protein of 895 amino acids. The record is from RefSeq and is a predicted model, not a curated record. The transcript has 5 exons. Lineage: Eukaryota; Metazoa; Arthropoda; Insecta; Coleoptera; Chrysomelidae.